AUGAGCGUGCCCAUGUUGAAGAUCGGGGCGGUGCUCAGCACUAUGGCCAUGGUGACCAACUGGAUGUCUCAGACUCUACCGUCUCUGGUGGGACUCAACGGGACCACCAUCUCCAGAGGGGGCACCUCCGAGAGGAUCGUUAGUGCGCUGUACCCGAGUCCGGAGGAAGGCUGGCAGAUCUACAGCUCGGCGCAAGGCGCAGAUGGAAAAUGUAUCUGCACGGUGGUGGCGCCUGCUCAGAACAUGUGUAACCGCGACCCACGCAACAGGCAGCUCCGCCAGCUCAUGGAGAAGGUACAGAAUAUAAGUCAAACAAUGGAGGUGCUGAAUUUGCGAACCAACAGAGACCUCCAAUAUGUGAAGGACACCGAAGGUCUGAUGAAAACGGUGGACGGCAGGCUGAAGGUGGCCUCGGACAACCCCCGCAGUCUCAAUCCAAAAAGCUUUCAGGAUUUGAAAGACAAGAUGGGCGAUCUCCUCCGUCGCCUCCCCGUGCUGGAGCAAUACAAAGCGGACACCAAGAUGAUCCUGCACCUGCGCGAGGAGGUGAGGAAUCUGUCCUUGGUGCUGAUGACCAUCCAGGAGGAGAUGGGCGCGUACGACUACGAGGAACUGCGCCAGAGGGUCUUGCUGUUGGAAACCCGCCUCCACUCUUGCAUGCAGAAACUGGGCUGCGGGAAGCUCACCGGCGUCAGUAAUCCUAUCACGGUCCGUGCGUCGGGGUCCAGGUUCGGCUCCUGGAUGACAGAUACGAUGAUCCCCAGCUCUGACAACCGAGUUUGGUCCAUGGACGGUUACUUCAAGGGGCGUCGGGUUUUGGAGUACCGCACCAUGAGUGACUUCAUGAAGGGUCAGAACUUUGUGCAGCACUUGCUCCCCCACCCAUGGGCAGGAACCGGCCAUGUGGUCUACAACGGCUCGCUGUACUACAACAAAUACCAGAGUAAUAUCAUCAUCAAGUAUCACUUCCGUUCCCGGAGCGUCUUGGUGCAGCGCAGUCUGAGCGGCGCCGGCUACAACAACACCUUCCCUUACUCCUGGGGCGGCUCCUCCGACAUCGACCUGAUGGCCGACGAGAACGGUCUAUGGGCGGUCUACACCACCAUCCCCAAAGCCGGGAAUAUCGUCAUCAGCCGCUUGGAUCCGCAGAGUCUGGAGGUCCAGCAGACUUGGGACACCGGUUUCCCCAAGCGCAGCGCCGGAGAGUCCUUCAUGAUCUGCAGCACCCUCUACGUCACCAAUUCUCACCUGGCCGGCGCCAAGAUCUACUUUGCUUACUAUACCAACACGUCCAGCUACGAGUACACGGACAUCCCUUUCCACAAUCAAUACUCCCACAUCUCCAUGAUGGACUACAACCCCAGGGAGAGGGUCCUCUACACCUGGAACAAUGGCCAUCAGGUGCUCUACAAUGUCACACUGUUCCAGGUCAUUAAGACUUCUGGAGACUGAGAGCCCGACAGAGGCUGGACUCAUCUAAUGCUGUAUACAAUGUUUUUGGGACAAAAGACUGUGGGCGGGAACAAGUUCAAGCUGGGUGGGCGGGGCUAUUUAAGUGUUACACAGGCAUAGCCUUGUAUUUUCUAUCAAACCUUCAUAGAGUGCUAUUAUUCACAUUGUGAAAAACAAAGCAAGGUCCGACAUGAAACUGGACUAAGCAUUUCUGUUUUGUUUUCUUUCUGUGAUGAGUAAGCAUGGUCCAUUUUAAUUGUGAUGAGAAAUAAAUAUCAGUCUUUAACAUUUACAA
Messenger RNA from Syngnathus acus (greater pipefish), 1747 nucleotides. RefSeq names its product olfactomedin 2a (gene olfm2a). Gene Ontology annotation, biological process: signal transduction. The record is from RefSeq and is a predicted model, not a curated record. The coding region runs from base 1 to 1452 and encodes 483 amino acids. NCBI's taxonomy places the organism in Eukaryota, Metazoa, Chordata, Actinopteri, Syngnathiformes, Syngnathidae. The transcript has 6 exons.